Molecule: messenger RNA, 427 nt
Organism: Mangifera indica (mango)
Lineage: Eukaryota; Viridiplantae; Streptophyta; Magnoliopsida; Sapindales; Anacardiaceae
Product: 50S ribosomal protein L23-like
Exons: 4
Coding region: 43-369 (108 amino acids)
Biological process (GO): mitochondrial translation
Cellular component (GO): ribosome; mitochondrial large ribosomal subunit
Molecular function (GO): structural constituent of ribosome
Source: RefSeq, a predicted model, not a curated record
CCCACCACAAAGUUGCUAUCUAAGGGGAUUGACUUUAUUGGGAUGAUUAUGUCUGAGGUUAAUCAAAUAAGAAAAAUGGGAAACGGGCUUCUUGAUCUUCCUAUGCAGCUUCUCAUGUCGUCUUCAAUUGACAAUGUCAAAGAAAUUGCUUUUAAAACAAUCUCAUCUGUUUCAAAGGUUGAUAUCAAGACGUGUCUGGAAUCAACUUACCGUUUUGAAGUUAAAAAGGUACGGACACUCAAUAUGCAGGGGAAGAAGAAAAGAAGAAAUGGUCGAUUGGUUGUUAAACCUAAUUACAAGAAGGCCUAUAUCACUUUGAAGAAUCCAAUAUCAAUUGCUUCUGACACUGUUUCUAAAGGAAAUGAAUAAUGAAGUUUUAAAUACGUAAAACAGUCAAUACAGGAAAGUAAAAAGAUAGCAUUUGUCA